AAACAGCUAACUGUUGUGAAGCUAAAGUCUAGUGUUUAGUCUCAGUUUAAUAACACAAAGUAAAAGUUCAAAUUUGGAACUGAAAACAAAAUGAUACAAAUUAAACACAUUCGCAGUGGCAAAACGCUGAAAAUCAAUACAUUUUGGCUACGUGAUCAUUGUCGCUGCAGCGAUUGCUACAACACAGAGACAAAACAACGCAAAUACAAUCUGCUGGACAUACCGAAAACCGUGAAACCGACAAGAGCUGAAUACAUCAAGGAAGGACUGCAAUAUGAAGUGCACUGGAGUGAUGGCCACUCGUCCAUUUAUGACAUCGAUUUUCUGCACGACGCGCAAGUUGAACAUAUCGUGGCGCACGCCGAGGACUCUACUGUGCGCGUACCAUGGAAUCAGCCGUUUAUUGUCGCACACGAAGCGCACUUGCGCACCACACUCGCCGAGCUGGUGAGCUCCGAAGAGGCAGUGCAAAAAAUUGUACAAAGUCUGAUACGUUACGGCAUCGCUUUCAUUGAUGGCGUACCGCCGAACACCACAAUGACCGAAAUGGCGGUGCGACGCAUCUUUCCGCCGAUGAAAACAUUUUUCGGCGAAAUGUACACCUUCUCCGAUGUACAGGAUCACGCUGAUACCGCCUACACCAAACAAUACCUCGGUCUACACACGGACAACACGUAUUUCUGCGAUGCUGCGGGCCUGCAAUCGUUGCAUUGCAUACGACAUGUUAACGGCACGGGGGGUGAGAAUUUCUUUGCGGACGGUUUGCAUGCAGCGCGUGAAUUGAGACAUCGCAAUCCGCGCGCCUUUGAAAUACUCACGCGUGUGGCCGUGCCGGCGGAGUAUAUUGAGGAUGGACAAUAUCAUAAACAUUCUGCGCCGAUUAUACGCGUGGAUCCGGUGAGUGGUGAAAUAGUGCAGCUACGCUUGAAUGUCUACGAUCGCGCACAAUUCGAUAGCAUACCACAAGACCAAAUGCAAGAUUUCUACGAUAGUUUCCGUGAAUAUUUGGAGAUUGUGCAACGCAUCGAGAAUCAAUGGACUUUCAAAUUACAUCCUGGCACUGUGUUGAUUUUCGAUAACUGGCGUGUGUUUCACGGUCGACACGCGUACACGGGUCAACGCACCAUGACUGGUUGUUAUGUACAGCGGACGGACUUUUUGAGCAAGGCGCGCGUACUGGGCAUCAUCGAUUGAGUGGAAAUUAUGUAAUAAGGCUGGAGAUAUUUACAUGCAUAUGACUGGUGAUAGUUUAUAUGAUGAUUAAUGAAAUAUAUUGAGAUUAUUUUUGGAA
Bactrocera dorsalis (oriental fruit fly) is the source of this 1291-nucleotide messenger RNA. RefSeq names its product trimethyllysine dioxygenase, mitochondrial (gene Tmlh). The record is from RefSeq and is a predicted model, not a curated record. The coding region runs from base 91 to 1194 and encodes 367 amino acids. Gene Ontology annotation, cellular component: mitochondrion. The transcript is spliced from 2 exons. Gene Ontology annotation, molecular function: trimethyllysine dioxygenase activity; iron ion binding. Lineage: Eukaryota; Metazoa; Arthropoda; Insecta; Diptera; Tephritidae. Gene Ontology annotation, biological process: carnitine biosynthetic process.